AUGGUCAAACUGUACGACCGCUACGAGCAGCAGGCGGUGUUUGGCGUGAUCGCCUCGCAGUGCAAUGUCAUAUGGCUCCCCCCCUCCGCCACGCAGCUGGACACGUCCGCCGGCAGGGCCGUCUCCGGCGCGCUCGAGCAGCUCGUGGUGUGGGACACAAAAACAGGCGAAAUCGUCCACAAACUCGCCGACGGCUUGACGCCCGGCGCGCUGAACGCAAACACGUCCCGUGCGCCCGCCGCCAUCGUGGUGGUGGCCGCGCACGCCGCGUCCGGGCUCGUGGCGCUGGGCCACGCCGACGGCGCCGUCAAGGUGUGGGACUUGACGUCCGGCGCGGUCGUGCUCGCGUUCGCCGGCCACAAGGCCGCGGUGGCCACGCUCUGCUUCGACGCCUCCGGCACGCGGCUCGUGUCCGGCCUGGCUGACGCGUCGCUCAUCGUGUGGGACCUCGUGGCCGAGGAGGGCCUCUUCAAGCUCAAGGGCCACAAGGCGCCGCUCACGGGCGCGGUGCUCGUGCACGCGCCCGCCUCGCAGGCCACGGUGGCCGAGGAGGGCGAGGACUACUUGGUGCUGGUGGCCAAGGACGGGCUCGUCAAGCUCUGGGACUUGAAGGCGCGCCAGUGCAUCGAGACGCACUUGGCGCACCUGGGCGAGGCGUGGGCCGUGGGCGCCAGCGCCGCGCAGGACAUGCUCGUCACGUGCGGCGCCGGCGCCCUGGCCUCCGUGUGGGCGUUGGACUUGGCGGCCGCGGACGGCGCCCGCAUGCGCCACCGCGGCGACUUCGCCAAGCAGAGCGGCGCGCGGUGCACGGGCGUGGCGUUCACGCGUGUGCACGACGCGGCCGGCUCGCACGAGGUGUUCUUCUUGCAGAACCUGGACCGCACGUGCGAGCUCGUGCGGUUGCGGGCCGCGGACGAGAUCGCCAAGGCCACGGCGCGGCGCACCAAGCGCUUGGCCGACAAGGGCCUCGAUGCGGGCGAGAUCGCGCAGCAGCUCCGCGACGCCGAGCUCGCCAUGUUGCUCGCGCCGCUCGCCACCGUGCGCUGCGGCGCCAAGGUGCGCUCGUGCGUGUGGGUGCCCGGGCGGCGGCGGCUCGAGCUCUUGGUGGCGUUGGCCAACAACAGCAUCGAGCAGCACCGCGUGGCGGUGCCGGACGCGCUCCGCAAGGCCGCGCCGGGCUCGCUCGUGGCCCUGCGCGCGUACGCCGUGGACCUUGCGGGCCACCGCUCGGACGUGCGGGCCAUGGACGUGUCGGACGACGACCGGCUCUUGGCCACCGCGGCCAACGGCGAGUUGAAGGUGUGGAACCUCCGCACACACAACGUGGUGCGCACGUUCGCGUUGGCCGGCGGUUACGCGCUCUGCUGCAAGUUUUUGCCCGGCGGCACGUUGGUGGCCGUGGGCUUCAAGAGCGGCGCGUUGGAGCUCUACGACUUGGCGCGCUCCGCCAUGGUCGACCGCGUGGAGGCCGCGCACGCGCUCGCCGCGGGCGGCGCCGACGACUCCGGCGCCGCGGUGUGGUCCAUGGACAUCACGCCAGAUGGCCGCCGCUUGGUCACGGGCGGCAACGACAAGGCCGUGCGCUUCUGGGACGUGCAGGUGGUGCACGAGGCCGUGCCCGGCUCGCGUGCCGAGGUGGCCUCUUUGAAGUUGGCCCUCGCGCAGACGUUGCAGCUCUCGGACGAGGUCUUGUGCGUGCGCGUGUCGCCCGACGGCAAGUACUUGGCCAUCUCGCUCCUCAACAACAACGUGCAGGUGGUGUUCGUGGACUCGCUCAAGCUCUACUUGACCUUGUACGGCCACAAGUUGCCGGUGCUCUCCAUCGACAUGUCCGCCGACAGCAAGCUCAUCAUCACCUCGUCUGCGGAUAAGAACAUCAAGGUGUGGGGCUUGGACUUUGGCGACUGCCACAAGUCGCUCUUUGGCCACCUGGACUCCAUCAUGGCCGUGCGCUUCCUCCCGGACAGCCACCACUUCUUCAGCGCGGGCAAGGACGCCAUGCUCAAGUACUGGGACGGGGACAAGUUCCAGUGCAUCCAGAAGUUGCCCGCGCACCAGAGCGAGGUCUGGGCGCUCUGUGUCAGCCGCGACGGCUCCUUCGUCGUGCUGGCCUCGCACGACCACUCCAUCCGCGUGUGGUCCGCCACCAACGACCAGGUGUUCUUGGAGGAGGAGCGCGAGAAGGAGAUGGACGAGUUGUACGAGUCCGAGCUCUUGCGCUCCUUGGACGCCGACGCCGCGCCCGUGGACCCUGACGCAGACCCGGCCGACGCUGGCGACGCCGCCCCGGUGUCCAACCAGACCAUGGAGACCUUGAAGGGCGGCGAAAAGUUGAUGGAGGCGCUCGACAUCGGCACCGCCGACCUCGACGCCACCGCUGCCUACGAGGCCCAGCUCCGCGACUUCCACAGCAAGAGGCCGGGCGCGUCCAUGCCCGUCAAACCCACGCCCAACGCCAUCCUCCAGGCCUACGGCAUCACGGGCCAGCAGCACGUGUUGGCCGUGUUGCUCAAGAUCCGCGCGGCGCAGCUCGAGGACGCACUCUUGGUGCUCCCGUUCUCGUACACCGUGCGCUUGAUGCGCUUCGUGCAGAUCUGGACCGACGCCGACAACCUCAACGGCAACUUGGUCCACCUCGCCGUCAUAUGCAAGGUCUUGUUCUUCGUGGUGCGUGUCAACGCCAAGGAGUUGAUCAGCCAGCGCGACGAGACACUCCGUAACCACUUGGUCCAAGUCAAGACCCAGCUCCGUACCGAGCUCGCGGCUGCCGCGCAUCAGCUAGGCUACAAUACACUAGGCUUGAAGUUCCAGCGGGCGCAAUGGAAGUUGAUGCACGAGACGGAGUUUAUCGACGAGGCAGAGCAGCGUGCGCACGAGGACAAGCGCGCUGUGAAGAGAAUCUUUGCUACCGUUUGA
Messenger RNA from Metschnikowia bicuspidata var. bicuspidata NRRL YB-4993, 2916 nucleotides. It is a transcript of the gene DIP2, whose product is annotated as snoRNA-binding rRNA-processing protein. The coding region runs from base 1 to 2916 and encodes 971 amino acids. Gene Ontology annotation, cellular component: Pwp2p-containing subcomplex of 90S preribosome; small-subunit processome. Gene Ontology annotation, molecular function: protein binding; snoRNA binding. The transcript has a single exon. Lineage: Eukaryota; Fungi; Ascomycota; Pichiomycetes; Serinales; Metschnikowiaceae. Gene Ontology annotation, biological process: maturation of SSU-rRNA. The record is from RefSeq and is a predicted model, not a curated record.